Molecule: messenger RNA, 1608 nt
Organism: Gryllus bimaculatus (two-spotted cricket)
Lineage: Eukaryota; Metazoa; Arthropoda; Insecta; Orthoptera; Gryllidae
Source: the annotation of a GenBank genome assembly
AGGGAGGGAGUGCCGUUUACAUGGAAAACGCCGAGGAACUGCAAAGGCUGCAGGGCGCUGUGCCGAGUGCUGGCGAAUCGAGCCAGGCGAUGGAAAACGAGACCACCCCUAGCCGCCCCGAUCACCUCCAGCGCAUGCCGCUGCAGGAGCAGCUGCGCGAGCAGUCUGCCCUCGUCCCAACUACAAUGCCAGCCUUGCGCGACGACGUCUUGGCCCCGGCGGCUGCCGAGGCCCAUGCGGCGCCAUUGCCACCGCUGGACGCCCAGGCGGCGAGGACAGAUGACCUUGGCGAAUCCAUUCGCCAGACAAUGAAUCUCAGCCGCCUGGAGGCGUGGCUGGGGGAGAUGGACGGGCACGUGCGACGGGCACUUGGCGACGCCUUGGACGAGGAGUUGUUCAGCAUGUUGGACGAUGCGUUGAAGUCAUUGGAACAGCGGCUGAAGACGCGGCUGGAAUCUGCGCUUGCCGCCACCGACAAGCGGCUAGAAAGUCGUCUGCGCGACCUCAUCUACGCCCAACGGCGGAAAGUGCGAGAAGAAUCUGCGCGAGAAGACAUUCCCACUCGCCAGAGAUCUCCACCAGCCUCUCUCGGCUCCAUCACCAUCCACAUUCCUUCGCCAACCAAUCCUGCCCCCAUCACCAUGCACAUUCCCGCCCUAAACCUCCCUUCAAUCUCUGCCACCGGCGCCGCUUCUGCCACCGGCGCCGCUACUGCCACCGGCGCCGCUUCUGCCACCGGCGCCGCUACUGCCACCGGCGCCGCUUCUGCCACCGGCGCCGCUACUCUCAGAACCCCUCCCAGUACAGCACGCCUGUCACCGCUCUGCUCUUCUUCCACUUCCGCCGCCGCCCCCGGCGCCUUCUCCUCGGAUCCUGAGGGCCUGGGCGAGGGAAGUUAUACUUCAGUGACAAUGUAUAUUCAUGGUUUUAAUGCAAAUUUUCGUGGUUCAAAUGCCAUUGUUUUAAUGAUGAGUGCACCACGACGUUAGUUGGAGGUGUUGGAGUACCUGGUGGGCGCCGGCGCCAACAUCGAAACGCGCAACUUGCAGGGCGCCACUCCACUUCAUUCAGCCGCAUCCUCCGACAAGUCGGGCAGUUGCUCGGCCUCGCUCUUGAAUGCGGGAGCGCGCUUCGACGUCGUGGAUGUGGAAGGAUGGACUCCGUUGCACACCGCCGCCGCCUUCGCCAACAGAGUCGCGAUGCAACACCUCCAGAACGCGGGAGCGGACCUACAUGCCCGGGACGUGAAUGGCUUCACGCCAGCCGACCUGGCUAAAGGCGCUUUGGUGAAGCUGCUCGGCCCUUGAGCCUAGCCCACCACGGGCGCCAUGCGCAGCCAACGGGCCGCUGCGCCCCGCUCCGACACCGUGCCGCCGGCGCCAUGCGCAGAGCUUCGGCAACUGCGCCCCGCCCCGACACCGUGCCGCCGGCGCCAUGCGCAGCUUGCUCGGCAUAGAACUCACCUUGGUCCACCGUUGAGGUUCCCUCCAUUCCACUUUCUUUGCCACUGACAUUUUAGUAAUUCUUAAACUUUUAAAAAUAUGCUACGUGGACUACACUGAAUUUAAUGUUUUUGCGCCUACCUCAAAUAUUCAAUUUUUUAAUGAU